AUGAAUUCACCAACAGUCAGACGUCGAGGACGUAGAAGCGCAGAUCUCCUGGCUGCGGUACGCCAGCAUUCUGCAACAAUGUUUGGGCGAUGUGCACAGAAUCAUGCAUGUCCACCCCCCGCCACGACCAAAGAGCAGCGCAGAUGGACUAUAUGGCAUGAAGAAGAAGACAAUUCUGACAUUGAUUCUGUUAUGGGGAGUGUAACCGAUAUGGACCUUGAUGAUGAAAGAGAUCCGUCUUUCCCCUACCCUGACGGACCGGGACACUCGGCGGCAUCCCCCCAAGCCAUUAGGAUUAUUUGGCGCACAAUGCGCAAAGCUCGCCAAUUACCACUUUCAUGCGACUUGUCAGAUGUGGAGAGUAUCCGCCACUUACUCCCGAGCUAUGCAAUCAAGAUGAUGUACAACAAGCCUUUGCAAACCAUGUUGAUCAUCUUGCAAGAAUUCACCGAGAGACAGAACACUGGCCUCAAGGAGAAAUUGCCGCUUGCGACAAGAGGAGAAGGCAAGCCUCUCGCCUUGCAAGUCGAUGAUGAGACAGACAAUGAAUUCCCCGCUCGGCCGACACCUCGUCGGGGAUCAAGCAAGACUGCAAUGCGAGCUAAAGUUCUCCGACUUCCCUCGUGCAGUGCGCAAGUCGAACGCAUUAUGAUAGGUCUAGAUCGACUCCGAGCCCGACGACUUGAAUAUGCUGUCCAAAGACCCGGCAAUCCGCCUCCACGGGUGCGAAGACGUCUGGCACAACCUGAUGACAGUUUGAGACCUCACAAAGCAGGUCUCUCCGUGGUGUUUUACGACAAAUCCUGGUUGUUAUCACUAUCUACCUUUCAACUGCAAGCAUUAGCAAGUGACAUACAAGCAUUUCCGCUUGAUGCAUUCCUUCAGAUAAUUGAAAACUUGCACAUUAGGUACAUUGCAUAUGUGAUCCCAAGAUCAUUUUAA
This is a messenger RNA of Puccinia graminis f. sp. tritici CRL 75-36-700-3, 942 nucleotides long. RefSeq lists its product as uncharacterized. The transcript is spliced from 5 exons. The record is from RefSeq and is a predicted model, not a curated record. Bases 1 to 942 code for a protein of 313 amino acids. NCBI's taxonomy places the organism in Eukaryota, Fungi, Basidiomycota, Pucciniomycetes, Pucciniales, Pucciniaceae.